UUUUAGGACAUCGUAAAAUAAAUUUUCAAUGGACGAUAUUAUUUUCAAACAAUUCUUUUUAUAAUUCAAAAUAAUAAUCAUUUGGAUUUUAUUUGUGGACACAAAAUUAAUGACAUGUCAUUGCUUUGUUUCAAAAGCAGGAAGUUUACGCCAAAAAGUGCGACUGCGCACUGGCCAAAUUAGUAGUGUGAAAGAAAAUGGCGAUCAGCGAAAGGCGUCCGGAGUUAACGUGAUGAAAAACAUUGUUAAAAGCUCAAUUACAUAGUGUUAUAGUUAUUAAUUGUGUCAGAUGUAGAUUAAUUAAGUGUUAAUGAAUAGUGAUUGUGUAUAAAAAUGGCUGCGAAUAUGUACAGAGUCGGCGACUGCGUCUAUUUCGAGACGUCGUCGACGUCUCCGUACCAGAUCCGGCGGAUAGAGGAACUUAACAAGACGACUUCGGGCAACGUCGAGGCAAAAGUCUUGUGUUUUUACAGGCGGCGAGACCUACCCAAUCCCUUAAUACAAUUAGCUGAUAAGCAUCAAAUGGCCCAGUCAGAAGACUCACCGGUCGCGAUGAAACUCAAGAAAAUAUGCCUUAAAACGCCGGUUGGCGAGGAACAGGCGGCACAAGCAGUUCUCGACCCAGCGUUAGCGGCGAUGGAGGAGGAAUCUACCGAAUUGCCAGGUACAGACGGCCUGGCGCCGAAGCAGCGGCACCAAGCGAAACACCGCGAGCUGUUCCUGUCCAGGCACGUGGAAACGUUGCCGGCGACGCACAUUCGCGGCAAGUGCACCGUCACGCUACUCAACGAGACGGAGUCGCUGCUCAGCUAUCUCAAUAAGGAUGACGCAUUUUUUUAUUGUUUAGUAUUUGAUCCUUCACAAAAGACUUUAUUAGCAGAUAAGGGAGAAAUCAGAGUUGGAAGUAGAUAUCAGACUGAAGUAACUAAUUUAUUAAAAGAAGGCGAAGAGGACCCACGGAUCAGUGAAGAAUUAGAAACGUUGGUUUGGACACCGGAGCACGGGCUCACGGACCGGCAGAUAGAUCAGUUCUUAGUUGUGUCGCGGUCCGUGGGCACGUUCGCACGAGCCCUCGACUGCUCCUCCAGCGUCAAGCAGCCCUCGCUGCACAUGUCCGCCGCCGCCGCGAGCAGGGACAUCACACUGUUCCACGCGAUGGACACCCUCCACAAGUCUGGCUACAGCAUAGAGUCGGCGCUGUCGUCGCUGGUGCCGGCGUCGGGCCCCGUGCUGUGCCGCGACGAGAUGGAGGAGUGGUCCGCCUCCGAGGCCAACCUGUUCGAGGAGGCACUCGACAAAUACGGAAAGGACUUCGCUGAUAUACGACAGGACUUUUUACCAUGGAAAACGUUAAAGAAUUUAGUGGAGUACUACUACAUGUGGAAGACGACGGAUCGCUACGUACAACAGAAACGCGUGAAAGCGGUCGAAGCUGAGUCAAAACUGAAACAAGUGUACAUUCCCAACUAUAACAAACCGAAUCCGGCGUUAAUUACGAACAACAGCAGUGGUAGCAAAAGCGGUGUCCUAAACGGAGGCACAAACGGCACGCCCGCGCCGCAACUCUGUGCAUCAUGUCAAGUUACAAGUUCAAACCAGUGGUAUUCAUGGGGACCACAGCAUUUACAGUACAGAUUGUGUGGUACAUGUUGGCAGUACUGGAAAAAAUAUGGCGGUCUAAAGACGGCGGGUGUGUUCAGUGAGAGCGAGGCGGAGACGACCAAGAGUGUGAGGGAACCUGACGAGACCGCGCUCUCCGCGCCGCACCGGCCCCACCGCUGCGCCGUGCUCAACUGCGCCAAGGAGUUCAAGUUACGCGCCCACCUGGCGCGGCACGUGGCCACCGCGCACGGCGGCGAGGGCGCGCGCCCCGUCAUGAAGACGCGCGCCGCCUUCUACCUGCGCGCGUCGCCCUACACGCGCCUCGCGCGCCGCCUGUCCCGCACGCUGCGCCGCCCUAAGCACUACGCGCGCUCGCCCUUCUCGCCCAUCAACCUGACGCUGCUCAAGAACGACUGCACCGCGGGGGCGGAAGCGGGCAGCGCGAGCGGUGCGGCAGGUGCGGCGCGCGUGCGCGGGCCGGUGGGCGCGGUGGCGGCGCGUCUGGCGGCCGCGCGCGGGGUGCCGCUGUCCCGCUCCGCCACGCACGAGUGGCUGCUGCUCACGCCCAAGGACCGCAUGCCCGUGCCCGACCACGUCGCCUUCCCCAAACCGCCCAAGGCACCAGACGGCAGCCUGCUGUACGAGCGCGUGCUGUCCCGCGGCGAGCUGGAGGCGCGCCGGGCCGAGCCCGCGCCGCCGCUCAAGCGCCGCGCCUACGACGACAUCAACGGACUCGACACAACAACACCAGGAGUGGGCGAGCGGUCGCGCGAGACGCUGGCGCCGCCCGCCAAGCGCCCCAACAAGCACCCGGCGCCCAUGCAGCGGCCCUCGCGCGAGCAGUACGCCGCCAUGUGCGCGCGCGCGCAGGCCACCGGACAGCCGCUGCCGCCGCACGUCUUCGCGCACGUAAAUGGCAAACCGACAAACAUCACAGGACGCGGCGGCCGCCGACACGUGAUCUCGUGGAUGGACGCCCCCGACGACCUAUACUUCAGAGCCACCGAUGCGGCCAAGGCGGCGCGGCGCGCGCUGAGCGGCGGGGAGGUGCGGCGCGGGGCGCGGGCGCCGUGGCGGGCGGUGCGCGCGGGCGGGAAGGCGCCGCCGCUGCAGCUCGUGAUCCUGGACUGACGGCGCCCGCACUCCGUGGACGCGCUGCUCGCCUGACCGCCGCCCCUGUAGAUAAUACUUUCGACUAUGUUCUUCUAACCGCGACCCGACUCGACUCGUGUCCCGCGACAAUCAUGUAUUUGAUACAUAAAACGAUAUGUAAGUCUAUUUCAUUCGGAGAUUCAUUGUAGGAUAAUUUACAAUUUUUUUCAUAAAUAAAGCACAAAUCGAAAC
This is a messenger RNA of Bombyx mandarina (wild silkworm), 2946 nucleotides long. It is a transcript of the gene MTA1-like, whose product is annotated as metastasis associated 1-like. Gene Ontology annotation, cellular component: NuRD complex; nucleoplasm. The record is from RefSeq and is a predicted model, not a curated record. NCBI's taxonomy places the organism in Eukaryota, Metazoa, Arthropoda, Insecta, Lepidoptera, Bombycidae. Gene Ontology annotation, biological process: negative regulation of transcription by RNA polymerase II. Gene Ontology annotation, molecular function: chromatin binding; histone deacetylase binding; transcription corepressor activity.